This is a messenger RNA of Sesamum indicum (sesame), 2994 nucleotides long. RefSeq lists its product as uncharacterized. Gene Ontology annotation, cellular component: plasma membrane. NCBI's taxonomy places the organism in Eukaryota, Viridiplantae, Streptophyta, Magnoliopsida, Lamiales, Pedaliaceae. The record is from RefSeq and is a predicted model, not a curated record.
AGCCGAGCCAGCACUUAUUGGCGGACUUCUCCGAAUGUUUUCCUAACUUGCCUAAGGUUAGUUCAUCCAUCAUUUUCCUGCACAUAUCAUCGCAUAUUUAAUUUCCUCUUCACUAGCGAAUCCAAAAACGCUUAUAGUUAUAGUAAUGGCAAGUACGAUCGCGGCCCGAUCCCGGAUCGCGUGGCGGAUGCGGCUGAACUCCGCCGUGAGGACCGCCACCGCGUGCGCUAUAGUUGGGGGCGCCACCAUCUACGGCCCGAAAGCGCUCGUUGGCGAAAUUAAAUUCGCGGCUUUUUCGUAUCUAACGGCCGUCAUAAUAGUAUCUGAUGCCUCACUGGGUGACACACUGAGGGGUUGUUGGCAUGCAUUUUGUGCGACGGUGCAGGUGGUCCCACUUGCCAUGCUCGCCCGGUGGAUCAUGGGUCCUACAGGCGGCCUGCAGGUGGGCGUAGCUUCUCUGGUGGUGGCAGUGGCGGCGUUUCUGGUGGCGCUGCCGGAGUGCACCCAUUUGACGGCAAAGAGGAUUGCGUUUGGGCAGAUUGUGCUGGUGUGUAGUGAUGCUGUUAUCGGCAGCGGCGCAAGCAGGAGUACUGCUGGCUUCAUGCACCCUGUGUAUGUUGCGGCGAGCACUGGGCUUGGAGCUUUGGCUUCUGUCUUAGCUUUGUUGGUCCCGUACCCAGGUCUGGCUCAUAGCAAGGUACGGAAACUGUGUGGAGUUUACGCUGAAAACGCUUCUGAGAGGAUGAAUGUAUACUUGAGAGCUUUCAGAGCAGAGGACGACCAUGCUAAAAUGGAGCUCAUCUCGCAAGCCAAGCCCUUGUCUGAAACAGGAGCCAAGCUUUUGCAGAGUAUCAGAAUCUUACAGGAAAGCAUGCAAUGGGAGAAACCUUGGACUUGGAGCAGAUGUUUUAAACACAAUUUACUAAGCCCAGGAGAUAGAUUAGAGAGCAUGGAACUACAAAUGAGAGGAAUAGAGUAUUCCUUGGUUUCGUCUCCUGCGUUUCCGGUUCAAGUAGUUGAUCAAGAACAACUCUCCAAUAUCUUAAAGGGUGUAUCAGUUCAACUUGAGCAAAAACUGGAGCAAGUUACGCGUUUAUCGCGUUCUCGUUCAAUGACGGAGCCUGAAACAAGGGGAGAAUUCAUGGAAAAGCCAUUGUUACCGCUCGAGCCAAUGUUCCCGAUACUCAAGUAUGGAUGGGUCCUUUUCUACUUCUCUUGCAUAGAUAUGUUGCUGAAUGAUGCUGCAGAUACUUGUUUUGCAUCAAGAGAACUCCAAACUCGACGUGCAAAAACAGAGUUUAGCAUCGUUAGAGCGUUCAAGAGUUGGAUUCUGAAACUUGUCAGCAAAGAAAGGCUGCGAUUUGCCUUCAAGUGUUCACUUGCUUUAGGCCUGGCAAUGCUGUUCGGUUUGAUAUUUGACAAAGAAAAUGGAUGCUGGGCAGGUCUCACACUGGCGAUCAGCUUUGUCCAAGGAAGGCAGGCAGUCUUUACGGUAGCAAAUACGAGAGGACAAGGAACAGCAAUUGGAUCAGUGUAUGGUGUUAUAUGGUGCUUUCUCUUUCAUCACGAAGAACUAAGGCUUUUAGCCCUUCUUCCAUGGAUCAUUUUCACCAGCUUGCUGAGGUACAGCAAAAUGUAUGGACAAACUGGGGGAGUCUCAGCCACCAUAGGAGCACUACUGAUUCUAGGCAGAAAGAAUUACGGGGAACCAAAUGAAUUUGCUAUUGCCCGACUGACAGAGGUUUUCAUUGGUUUGACAGCUUUCCUCGCAGUGGAGCUUCUCUUGCAGCCCAUCAGAGCAGCCACUCUAGCCAAGAACCAUCUGCAUCAAACACUAUGCUCCCUUCGUGAUUGCAUAAAAGAAAUUGCAACUUGCCCUAUGCAGAAAAACCAGACGGUCGUCAAGUUUGACAAAUUGAGGGAUAAGCAAAGAAAUCUCAGUUCACUGGUCUGUGAGCUCAAGAAGAUUGUGGCAGAUGCAGAGUUGGAGCCUGAUUUCUGGUAUUUGCCUUUUUGUAGUUCUUGCUACCAGAAGCUGGUUGGACAUUUGUCGAAUAUAGUGGAUAUGUUAUACUUUAUCACAAGCAAUUUUGAAAGGCUUUCGGAGCUAUCAGAGACAAGUACCAUAUGCAAGGAAUUCCGGGAUCAGAUCAGUAGUGAACUGGAAUUAUUUCAGGAAACUCUAAGCUCUUCAGUGGAAUAUCUAGAGAAGGCCCAUUCAAUUGAAUCACAAGCAGACUCUCAAGAGACUGUGGAUGAGGAGUUGAAAGACCUCGAGGUGGGGAAGCUACAAAAUCCAGAUGGCCAAAGUGCUUUGAUCACCAAACAUAAAGAGGCGGAGAUGAACAAUGAGGAGGAGGUUGGUGAAGAUAAUAGAAGACAGAGACAAAAGAUGAUUCAAUGUCUCGGUGCACUGGGGUUUUGCAUUAGUUCUUUGGUGAAAGAAAUAGAUGAGACUGAGAUAUGUAGAAGAGAAAUAGAUCAAUGGGAGAAUCAUUGAGCUAAUAGAAGACUCAGAGAUGGUUUUGCUUUUGUAAGUUAAUACUGUUAAGAUAAGUGACUGUGAGAGCAAUACUAGUACAUCAUAGCUACAAAGGAAACAGGUGCAUGUUCAAGAUUGUGGGCAACUGUAAAUCUUGUCCCUGCCAGAUCAACUACUGAAAAAUAUCAGUUUUCAUAGACUGGUUUUCACCCUGCUGUUUAGCUCGGGAAGCUUAUGAGUUACAGCAAUUAUCUCACAACUCUCCAUACAGACAAUGAAGCCUUCUUUUCAUCUUGUAGAACAAAAACCUAAACUCAUGUCAGGCAAAGAUGCCUCAUUCAGAUAUUGGCCAAAAGCUCUGUUCAAACUUCAAAGUUCAAUCACAGUUGCUGGAAAUUAAUCAACGAGUCACCAAAUGGGCCAUAAAAUCUUUUGAAAUGAAAACUCAAUCAAGUAUCAUAAGGAUCAUGAUGGCACCAACUCCUCUAUAGUUUCCACUACUAGAUGCAAAU